Molecule: messenger RNA, 1083 nt
Organism: Ylistrum balloti
Lineage: Eukaryota; Metazoa; Mollusca; Bivalvia; Pectinida; Pectinidae
Exons: 6
Coding region: 1-1083 (360 amino acids)
Molecular function (GO): catalytic activity
Source: RefSeq, a predicted model, not a curated record
AUGGCGUUGGUACAACUGGUGUGUCUGGCUUCACUCUGUAUGACGUCAUUAUGGGGCGUGGUUCAGACAGUCAAAAUCCGUUCCUACAAUGUUGCCCUCCUCAAUCUAAUAGCCCACUACGAAGACCGGAAACCGAACGUAAUACAGGCAUUACAGUCUCAGGACUAUGACGUCAUGUGUCUACAGGAAGUGUGGUACGGAAGUGAUGUUUCUAGGAUACGUCAGACUUUAGGCAGUAGUAUUUCUGUGCACACAGCACCUUUGUACCAGGAGACAAUGUUUUGGGACUGGAUUAACGCUCCUCCGUGUCACAAAGCAGCAUUUACUGUUGCGUGUAUAUUUAUACAUUGUUCAUCAAUAACCAGCAAGGCAGCUCUCACAAACUGUUCUGUAGGAUGUGGAAUGAUGUCAGAAAGUCAGGCUUGUAUUUCCUGUCUCGUCGUUUCCGGUAAGGGGGCGCUGCGCUGCUUUGACUACACGAGGCGAGAGGCUAUGAAUGUUCCCGGAGUUGUACUUCUGAGUAAAAAGAAAGUGAAUUCUGUCAGAUCGGUUUUCUUUGAACCAAAUGUGAAGCAAAUUUUACGACGGGCAUACAUCGAAGCGGAGAUUGAAGGAGUAGGGACAGUCAUCUGCAGCCAUACAGCCUCUAAUAUUGGGGACGAGUACUAUGAACCAAACCUCCGUGGUGUGUACUCGAGCUGGGAGGAGCAAAAUCUCGCAGAUUCUCGCAAACUAACGGAAGCCGCUCGCCUGUCGUAUAAGCCACUGAUCAUGGGGGAUCUUAAUACUAGUCCAAGUAUUCCUGUUCACAACGUCACCGCCGACUUUGAGGAUGCCUACAACCAUUUCCUGUCCGAGGGCUUCGUGUCGCCGUACGUCACUAUGGUGGGAAAAUGUACUUACUGUCUUCAGAAUCCUCUUACACAUGGAUCUAAUCAUAGUCACGUGUUAGAUCACGUGUUUGUACGAGAUCAUGCAGUCCUCAGUGCAAAGCGGCUAUACGUUGAAGACAUUCCUAAUCUAAAUUUUCCAAUGUCGGAUCACUAUGGAAUUGAGGUUGAGGUUGCCUCAGGUUAUCUGUGA